GGAGCUUCGCGAGUCGGAGUCGGUGCCGCCGUGUGCCAUGGGCUGGGCUGAGGCGCCCUGAGGGGCCGCGGGGGCUGGGCCAUGGCCGGCGCUAGGGCCGCCGCCGCCGCCUCGGCGGGGACCUCUGCCUCCUCGGGCAGCCCGCCGCCGCCGGAGCCGGGGCUGGGGGAGCUGCUGGAGGAGUUCUCCCGGACGCCGUACCGGGCUAAGGACGGCGGCGGGACGAGCGGCUCCAAGGUUGAGCGCAUUGAGAAAAGAUGUCUAGAACUGUUUGGCCAAGACUACUGUUUCAGCGUGAUUCCAAAUGUGAAUGGGGAUAUCUGUGGCCACUACCCCCGGCACAUCGUAUUCCUGGAGUAUGAAUGUUCUGAGAAGGAGAAAGACACGUUUCAGAGUACCGUGCAGGUGAGCAAGCUACAAGACCUCAUCCACCGCAGCAAGAUGGCCAGGUGCAGAGGACGGUUUGUUUGCCCAGUGAUCCUGUUCAAAGGCAAGCAUAUUUGCAGGUCGGCCACGCUGGCUGGAUGGGGGGAGCUGUAUGGACGCUCUGGCUACAACUAUUUUUUCUCAGGGGGUGUAGAUGAUGCCUGGGCUGAUGUAGAGGACGUCACUGAGGAGGACUACACUCUCCGAAGUGGUGACGUGCAUCUUUUUGAUAAAGUCAGAGGCUAUGAUAUUAGGCUGCUUCGGUAUUUGUCAGUCAAAUACAUCUGUGACCUGAUGGUGGAGAACAAGAAGGUGAAGUUUGGUAUGAAUAUAACCUCCUCUGAAAAGGUGGACAAAGCCCAGCGCUAUGCCGACUUCACUCUCCUCUCCAUCCCAUAUCCAGGCUGUGAAUUUUUCAAAGAAUAUAAGGACCGGGAUUACAUGGCCGAAGGGCUCAUAUUUAACUGGAAGCAGGACUACGUCGAUGCCCCAUUGAGUAUCCCCGACUUCCUGACUCACUCUCUGAACAUUGAUUGGAGCCAGUAUCAGAGUUGGGACCUGGUGCAACAAACACAAAACUACCUGAAACUGCUGCUUUCUAUAGUUAACAGUGAUGAUGACAGUGGGUUGCUGGUACACUGUAUCUCAGGCUGGGAUCGGACCCCCCUCUUCAUCUCUCUCUUGCGCCUUUCCUUGUGGGCUGAUGGGCUCAUCCACAUGUCCCUGAAGCCUGCUGAGAUCCUCUACCUGACUGUGGCCUACGACUGGUUCCUCUUUGGGCACAUGUUGGUAGAUCGGCUCAGCAAAGGAGAGGAGAUUUUUUUUUUCUGCUUCAAUUUUUUGAAGCAUAUCACCUCUGAGGAGUUCUCUGCACUGAAAACCCAAAGGAGGAAGAGUUUGCCAGCCCGGGAUGCAGGCUUCACCGUAGAAGAUAUCUGCAUGCUGAGGCGAAGAGACCGAGGCAGUACCACCAGCCUGGGCAGUGACUUCUCCCUGGUCAUGGAGAGCUCUCCAGGGGCUUUGGGGAGCUUUACCUAUGAGACUGUGGAGUUGGUCCCGGCAGGAGCACAGACUCAGGCAGCUUGGAGGAAGAGCUGCUCAUCCUCCCCACAGAGUGUGCUCUGGAACCGGCCGCAGCCCUCGGAGGACCGCCUGCCUUCCCACCCAGGGCUAGCUGAAGCCAAGUCUUCCAGCUCCUCAUCCUCAAACCAUUCUGACAACUUUUUCAGGAUGGGCAGCAGUCCCCUGGAGGUUCCCAGACCCAGAUCAGUGGACCAUCCCCUGCCCGGAUCCUCUCUCUCCACAGACUUUGGCAGCUGGCAGAUGGUAACGGGCUGUGGCAGUAUUCAGGAACGGGCUGUCCUGCACACAGACUCCUCUCUCCCUUUCAGCUUCCCGGAUGAGCUCCCUAACAGUUGUCUGCUUGCAGCCCUGAGUGAUCGUGAGGCGCGGCUGCAGGAGGUGCGCUCAGCCUUCCUGGCUGCCUACAGCCGCACCGUGGGGCUCCGGGCAGCAGCACCCAGUCCCUCUGGUGCCAUUGGGGGUCUGCUGGAACAGUUUGUCCGCGGUGUUGGCCUCCGGGGCACCAGCACCACCACUUUGUGAAGCAGCCAGCCCAAAGUUUCCUGCUCCUCUCUCAGCUGAGCCUUAGUGGAAUCAAAGCCAUGCCUGGCCAAGGGAUACUUGGAGUUCCGGGGCGAGUCUCACAUCCCCGUUCACCAUGCACAUGGCAGCCCCAAAGCUGAGCAGGGCCAAGGACAGGGUUUUCUAACCCCCAGCCUCCUGACUGGUAACUGCUGCCCCUUAUCACUGCCUCUUACCUACCCCACUCUGCAGAAGUCCAUCAACUCAGAACUGUGUUGGAUUUCCCUGGGGUCCUGUAGCGGCCCUGACAUCAUAAAGGAGCCCAAUCUCAAUUCUUAUUUCCUGAGAAGGAGGGGUUUUCUGCACUGAGAAUGAGGUGACUUGACACCAAUCACAAAAUAAAGUCAAGGUUUUUUGGAACAGCCA
This is a messenger RNA of Dipodomys spectabilis (banner-tailed kangaroo rat), 2436 nucleotides long. It is a transcript of the gene Mtmr14, whose product is annotated as myotubularin related protein 14. The record is from RefSeq and is a predicted model, not a curated record. NCBI's taxonomy places the organism in Eukaryota, Metazoa, Chordata, Mammalia, Rodentia, Heteromyidae. Gene Ontology annotation, molecular function: phosphatidylinositol-3-phosphate phosphatase activity. The transcript has 19 exons. Gene Ontology annotation, biological process: dephosphorylation. The coding region runs from base 82 to 2031 and encodes 649 amino acids.